This is a messenger RNA of Cercospora beticola, 1374 nucleotides long. RefSeq lists its product as uncharacterized. Lineage: Eukaryota; Fungi; Ascomycota; Dothideomycetes; Mycosphaerellales; Mycosphaerellaceae. The record is from RefSeq and is a predicted model, not a curated record. Gene Ontology annotation, molecular function: monooxygenase activity; heme binding; iron ion binding.
AUGUGGGCAACAUGGAACGAUCGCAUUCCAGAGGAGAUGAUUCGUUUGCACGAAAAGUACGGAGACGUGGUCCGCAUCGCGCCAAACGAUCUACACUUCAAUCGGCUGGAGGCAGUCAAUGAUAUCUAUAAAAGGGGUUGGCAGAAGGGAGAAUUCUACAAAGGCUUUGAUCAAAGAAAUCCGGGGCUCUUCGCCGAGCCCGAUGAAGGAAUUCAUGCCAGACGUAAACGAAGAUUCGGCGCUAAUUUCUCGGAGAAGUCGAUCAGGGAGUAUGAGUCUAUCAUUGACUCUCGCUAUGCCGUUCUCCGAAAGCAGCUGGACCGCUUUGCAGAGUCGCAGGAAGUCUCCGACCUGAGGAGAUACAUCACAUAUGCCAUCGUUGACAUUCUAGGAUGUCUUGCAUUCUCUCAGCCGUUGGGCAAUCAGCAUGCAGAAGACCCUAAAAAGAUCCCUCGCGUCUCGGAGUUCCUGUGGGCAAACUGCGUUGCAGGCUCGGCUCCCUGGCUCGCUCCCUUCUUAGAAUGGAUAAGGGACCAUGUACCGCCAUCCGCAGAGAUGGCGGAACUGCUCGAGGGGCGCAACACAGUCAUAAGAAUGGCAAGCGAAAACAUCCAGAGAAGAUCAGCAAUGCCAACAGAGGAGCCAGACAUUCUUGGCAGAAUUAUCGCGGCAACAGAAGAAGGAUCGGGCAAGAAGUUGUCACACGACCAAAUCAUGGCAGAAUGCAUCGAUCUCAUCGUGGGUGGGACACAUACCACGGGCAACACAUUACAUUUGCUGUUCGCCAAUCUCGCCCGGCAUCCAGAGUACCUUCAGCAAUGUGUUGAGGAGAUAGAUCGGAAUCUACCAGCGCUCAGCGCAGAAGAGCCUUGUUACAAAAUCAUGGGACUCGAGGAAAAGCUCGAAUUCGUUAACAUCUGCAUUCUGGAGAACUUUCGCAAGGACCCUGUGGGAACAUUCAACAUGCCUCGCGUUGUUCCUAUUGGGGGCGCAACGAUCGCGGGACACUUUGUUCCAGCUGGUACACAGGUGAGCAUGAAUAUCCACGCUUUCCAUCACAACAAAGCAGUCUGGGGUGAAGAUCAUGGCGAUUUCGAUCCAGCAAGAUGGUAUGAUGAGAAGAGAGCCAAGGGAUUGGAAAGUCUUGUGAUACCCUUUUCUGUCGGGAAGAGAGCCUGUGUGGGUCAGAAUCUGGCGAAUGCGAAUAUUUUGAAGAUGUUCACGACGUUGUUGAGGUGUUACGAGUUCGAAUUUGUGAACAGUGAUGAGCCUAUGGUGGUAGUUAGUCAUGGUGAUUCGGAUCUGAGAACUCCGGUGUUGGUGAAAGUCAAGAUGAGAGGAUCAGAGUAUACAGGUGCUGUGCCGGAGGAGUGA